Molecule: messenger RNA, 1358 nt
Organism: Effrenium voratum
Lineage: Eukaryota; Dinophyceae; Suessiales; Symbiodiniaceae
Source: the annotation of a GenBank genome assembly
UCAAAGCUUCGGAUUCAAUGCAGCCGCAGCUUUUGUCGCUGCCUGGCCAUAACCUCGGCUUGGUUUGCUCGCCAGUCGUCUCCGCUCGCUGCACUCGCAGCGCUCGCAGCGCUGGCGCCCGCCCAGACGUCGGCGGCUCCGGCAGCUUCGUCGCAGCGUGGCCGUGGGUGACUGCAUGCGUGGCCGCGGCGCAAUGCUGCUCGCGGCUGACGCGGCAGGCCCAGGCGGAUUCGGCACUGCGCAAGGCACGUGUGCAAUCGCGGGGGAGGAAGGGCCUGGGUGUGGUGGCAACAGAGCCCUUAGAGCGAGGGGAGCUGAUUUUGGAGGAGGCGCCUUUGCUGACCUUCCAGGACCAAUCCUUUGACGUCCUUUUUGGCGAUUUGCAGGAGAUCCUGGCCGAUGACAGGGCCUUCGAACACUGGGAUGAAAGCCUCAAGCAAAGCGUGCAGUCAAAUUUCAGUGAGGAGUCCGCUUCCAAAUUCUGGGAUUUGGCUGAUACAUGUGGCGAAGAAAAGACGGCUCUUGGAAUUGCCCGGACCAAUGCCCUAGGACUCACGGACGAGUCCGCUGGACUCUUCCUGAACUUAUCAAGGUUCAACCAUAGUUGUAGACCAAAUGUGCACCACAGCUGGCAAGAAGAUAGAGGAAUUCAAGUUCUGAAAGCAGUCCGUGACAUCCCUCAAGGCGAAGAGCUUUGCAUCUCCUACCUCUCGUUCCUCACCUUGUGCGCGCCAAGACGCGAGCGCCUGGGUGAGCUCAGCGACCGCUUUGGCUUCGACUGCGAAUGCGAGGCGUGCGCGCGCUCCUCUGCCAACAGCGACUGGCAACGCGAGAGGCUGUCGCAGCUUUGUGCUGCCUUCGCUGAAGAGAAGGCCGAGGACGAGGUCAAGGAGGGAAUUGAGGGCGAGGGCGAGGAGGGAAGCAGCGAGGGCGAGGAGGGAAGCGAGCGCAAGGGCGAGCGCGACGCCAUUUGGCUAAACUUGCGGAGGCGCAUGCCGCUGUUCUUCGAAGUGCAGGCGGAGGAGCUCACGCGCCUCAGCCAGGAGUUGGAGAGGCCGGCGUCGGCCGCCGAGACCGUGGUGGAGCGGCUGGAGCUGAAGGAGGCGCUGCGGGAGACGGUGGCGCUGGUGGACGCGGAGCUGAACGGCAGCCCCGCCGCCAAGGCGCUCGUCUUCUUCGGGGCCUUCCGCCACGCCUGCCAGGCGGGGCGCGGAGGCGCGGCCAAGUCCUUGGUGCGGGCGGCCUGGCGCCAGGCGGUGCUGGCGGAGGGCGGCGACGCCUGGCGCGCCCGGCGGUUGGCGAUCCUCGGCGAGCGGGCGAACGCCCAGCGGGCCCUGUCAAAAUGUUUCGAACCGUAG